Messenger RNA from Rhipicephalus microplus (southern cattle tick), 1044 nucleotides. RefSeq names its product endochitinase. NCBI's taxonomy places the organism in Eukaryota, Metazoa, Arthropoda, Arachnida, Ixodida, Ixodidae. Gene Ontology annotation, cellular component: extracellular region. Gene Ontology annotation, biological process: chitin catabolic process; carbohydrate metabolic process. Gene Ontology annotation, molecular function: chitin binding; chitinase activity. The record is from RefSeq and is a predicted model, not a curated record.
AUGCACUGCUUCUACAACAGCAAGGCACCAGAACACCCGCUGCCCUUCACCCCCAGUGACGUUCCAGUGGGAUUGUGCUCUUCAGUGAUCUACUGCUGCCUUGGGCCAACAAGCGAUGGUUCCAACCUCACUUUUCUGAACAUUAAUUCCACUGCCGGACCACGUGACCUCGAAACAUUCAGUUCGGUGGUGCAUGGCUUGGACCCUUCUAUGCGACGCCUUGUCGCAGUCGGGGGUGCCCGCUUGAACUAUGAGCACCUGACAAGAGCUUUACACAAUUCGGAGUCGAGGACCAAAUUCGCAAAUAGCGUCAUGGAAUUUCUCAAGCGUCCCUACCUUCGAAACUUCGGGCUCGUCCUGCAUGUAAUACAGCCCGAAAAAAUCGCCAAGCCCCGUUUGCUCGACACUUUCGUCGUGGAGUUGUCCGCCAGGUUCAAGUCCAGAACAUUUAUCCUGACCCUGCCGCUAAGUAGUGACGUGGAGAGCAGGUACUUUCAUCCGAUGGCGUAUAAGAACGUAAAGGCGUUCAUCAAAAUGUCUCAUCGCUUUGGCACGCCCACCAUAGGCAGCUGUCCCAAUCCUGUGCGUGGCCUGCGGGUGCACUCACUGGAGAAGGUGAUGAGGGAUGUCAAAAUGAUGUAUCACCACCAAUGGGAUGAAGGCAUCAGAGAAAAGACUCUCUUCACCAUUUCACUUGCCGGCUACAUAUACUGGGUGAGAAAUGGCUCCCUCGCCAGAGUGACUAAAGGCCGCGUCGAAAAACACGCACUUUCCGGUUACUGGGACAUCUGCCGCAAAGUGGACGACGCCAGCUGGAACCACAAGUACAUUAGGGAGACUGGCUGCCUCACAGCUUGGUCCGGUCGCAACUACGUAUCGUCUCUUUCCCCGAAGUCGUUCAAGUUCCUCGAUCACAAGCGAGAUAUAAGAGGCAUCGUUGUGUUCGACAUUGAGAAAGACGAUUUCAAGGGCAUGUGCGGCGAUCCUUACCCCAUGCUUAGAGCACUCAAAGAAAGCCUUGUGAAAUAUAAGGUUGAUAAAUAA